GUGCGAUAAGUAGUUUCUCCUCCUUUCGAAGUGGCCAUCCUGCUACAUUACGCCUACAUUACAGUGCAAGUUUUGGUGCAAACGGUGAAGCGCGACGCAAAAAUGUCCUAGGCAAACCGAAUCAAGUCAAAUAAGGGAAUGAUGGUGUAAAAAGCAGUUUGGUGCAGAAAAGGAGGCCGAGCUCUAGAUAAAAUCGUAUUCAGCUCCAUUGGAGUAUGUUCUGAUAUUGGGACACGUAGUAUAUUGUGUGGCGACUGCACAAAAUCAAAUUUGCGCACGUGAACAAACUCGAGUAAGGUAGGGGCCACCGUACGACUAUCAGUAGCAGCAGUACACCCCACCCCGAAAAACGGGCUGACGAUUCUCACAUUGAUUAUUGUGAUUCAUGUAGCGCAGCGGAAGUGAUAAAAGUGCGAUAGAGCGAGCGAGCGUAAGCACUACCGAACCACCGAGCAGCAUUAGUUAGUGCAACCAAAUCGCACCACUGCAGAAUGGAAUGAAGAAAAGCGAUUUGUAGAAUGGAGCAAUAAACAUAGCACGAUUUUGCACAGUCAAAUAGCGCAGACACAGUAUUAGGAGACAGUUAUCAUCUGUGCGAAGGACACAACAUUGUUACCACGUACAACAAAAAAAAAACAACAACACAGCACUGCAUUACUAGUAACGUCGACUAGCAAACCCCUCCUGUUAAAGCGAUUGUCCCCGUCACCUGGUGUGCUGAAACGUUACCCAACACUAGUCCGGAAUCUGGUAGGGGAAGAUAAAGUCCAUCACGAAGGAUGAAAAAGUUCAUAUCAAAAUUCGAAACGAAAAAUGAACCAACGUCGGCGGGCAGUAGCCGGGAGACGAACAGUUUCGUCGGCAAAACGUUUAAGCUAAGCAAGGAGAACGUAGUAACCGUGGAGGAGGUACUGGCAGAAGGUGGCUUUGCCGUCGUGUUUCUAGUCAAAGGAGCCAAGGGAGAACGGUACGCACUGAAGCGGCUGUACGUGAACAACGAGUAUGAUUUGGGUGUGUGCAAUCGCGAAAUCAAGAUAGCAAGCAAUCUGAGUGGGCACAAAAACAUCAUUGGCUACAUUGACCACAGCAUCAAUACGAAGGGUAAUGGUGUGCACGAGAUACUGUUGCUCAUGCCCUAUUGCAAGACAAAUCUUCUCACGCUCAUGAACACUCGGCUCACUACGGGCUUCAGCGAGACGGAGGUGCUGCAGAUAUUCUGUGACGUUGCAGAAGCCGUCGCCCGGCUGCACCAAUGUCAAACACCCAUUAUCCAUCGGGAUCUCAAGGUGGAAAACAUCCUUCAGAAUGAUCUGGGUAACUUUGUGCUGUGUGAUUUCGGUUCGGCUACGGCGCGGGUGCUCAACCCAACCAGCCAUGGCCGUACGAUGGUGGAGGAAGAGAUCCAAAAGUACACCACGCUUUCCUACCGAGCGCCGGAGAUGAUCGAUCUGUUCAAUGGGCAGGACAUUACGGUAAAGGCGGACAUCUGGGCGCUCGGGUGCCUACUGUACAAGGUGUGCUACUUCACGCUCCCGUUCGGCGAAAGCGCUCUGGCGAUACAGAGCGGCCAGUUCAGCAUUCCAGACGGUUCGAAAUAUUCGCGUAGCGUCCAUCAGCUAGUACGCUACAUGUUGGAACCAGAUGCGGAAAAACGACCCAAUAUCUACCAAGUGUGCGAGAUCGCGUUCGGUAUCGCAGGACGAUCCAAUCCGGUGCGAAACUUGACGAAAUGUAGCGUACCACCGCUGGAAACGUUACCGGUGCCUCCGUUCGAAUCGGAAACAAAGCGCCUACCGACGGUGGGUAGUGGUGUCGGCCAGGUAGGAUCCAUCCCGAAACCAACCAAACCGGUCGGUCAGCUGCCGAUCGAAGGUGGCACAAGUGUGGCCCCACGCCAAAGACCAAAAGCUUCACAAGCGGCCACACCGAGCAUGGGCGUUAAUAGCUUCUCGCUCGGUUUACCACCGAACCCCUCGCCGAAAAACAUUCUUUCCUCGCCAACGCCCGGUAUGGCACCCUCGGCAAUCGGCACAUCUGGCCCGGAUGGUCCGGAAGCUUUUGUAGCCAAAUUUACGGCCAAUUUUCCUCCUGCUGCCAGCAGUGUACAAGUGGCAGCAGUCCCUUCAAUUGCCGCACUGUUUCAGACAACCUAUCCUGAUCCAUUCCGGGAGGCGGAACUAGCCACUAUUACGAGCGGUGGAGAGGGAAUUUCAUUGGCCGGUACAUCAGCCCACAACUCUUCGUCCUCCUCGCUAUCGAUGAUACAUUCACCAAGUCACGCCCCAAAUCCACAGGGGGUCGUUCCGUCCAACCAGACACAAACGCCAACCCUUGGUGGAUCGAAUUCCUCCUCGAGCAGUGCAGUUGCCGGCGGCAUCCUAGCGCCACCAAAAGCCUCCGGCCAUCGACGGAACGUGAGUGAUACGUCUGCCUUUAACAAAGCGUUCGCAACGGAAACUUCUCAGUUUCUGGCCCCAUUCGACCAGGCGACAAACAACUUCCAACCGUCAUCUGCAAGCCCACCCGGUCAGCAUACGACCACUUCGAACGGUUCCAAUAGUUCGCUCCACAAACAUCCGCCCGGUCCGGCAGGUGGCGUUGGCUUUGAGUCGCGUGUCUCCAAUUUGGCCUCGAGUUCCAAUCCACAGUUGUCACAACAGCGAUCUACAUCUUCGGCUGGUGCCAGUUCCAACUGGAACCCCUUUGGCGACCCUACUCCUUUCGCACAGAUGACUGAGGAUCAUAUUUUCGGCGAAGAGUUUGAUAAAAUCCGAGAACAAGGCAGUCAGGGCAGUUUAAAGACACCACCGGAAGUACCACGACACUCCUCGUUACCGCUCAUACAGAUGGGGUCAGUGCCAGCAGCUGUUCAGCAGGCGGCUCCAUUCUCGCCGGAGAACAUCCCGGACACGCUCGGUGAUGACGAUGAUCCGUUUAGUUCCGCUCCGUUCUCGAUGCCGGUGCGUACCGAUAAGAGCAAAUCGUUUAAACUAUCCUCGCGCAAAGUGAUCGUCAUCGACGGUGGAUUUAGUACGCAACUGGCCGAGCAUGUGGGGGCCAGACUGGACAAGGAUCCGCUGUGGUCGUCUCGCUUCAAUGCGACCAAUCCGGGUGCCGUGCUGGAAACGCACUUGGACUAUCUGAAGGCGGGCGCCGACUGCAUAUUGACCAACACGUACCAGGCGUCCAUCGAGGGCUAUAUGGAUUUUCUCGAUCUCAAUGAAGAUGAGUCGGUGCAGUUGAUCAAAUCAAGCGUCGAGCUGGCUAGACGUGCCCGUACUCGCUACCUGGCCGAAAAGCUGGAAAACAAAUCCCACAAAAUACCGUGGGUGGUGGGUUCGAUUGGUCCCUACGGUGCGCAUCUUCACGAUGGGUCCGAGUACACGGGUGCAUACGCGGAUCAGGUCCCGGCCAAUCGGUUGCAGAAAUGGCACCGGCCCCGAAUUAACGCGAUCGUGGAGGCCGGUGUUGACGCGCUCGCGAUCGAAACGAUACCGUGUCGGAUGGAGGCGGAAGCCCUACUCGAUCUUUUGACCACGGAACAUCCGACGGUGCGGUUCUGGAUUUCGUUCCAGUGCCGGGACGGUUCGUCCAUUGCGCACGGCGAACAAUUUGCCGAAACGGUCAUCGCCUUGUGGAACCGGGCAAAGCAACUGCCCAAUCCCAAUCUGCUAGCGCUCGGUGUGAACUGCGUUAAUCCACAGCAUGUGUUACCCCUGCUACGGUCGGUACACGAACAGUGUGGUUUCUCGCCCACAGACGGUGCUAACCGCAUCCCGCUUAUCGUGUAUCCCAAUUCCGGUGAGCAAUGGGACGCGGUUGGGGGAUGUUGGCGGGGUGCGGAAAAUCUUACCCCGUUGGAAACGUACAUCCCGCAAUGGGUGGAAAUGGGCGUCAAGUUUGUUGGGGGUUGCUGUCGUACCAAUGCACGGGACAUCAAGCGGAUGAAGAAGACCGUUAUUGGGCUUUAUGGAAGCCGGAGCAAUGAGAACUAAAGGCGAUCCCCAGACCCGGACCGGGUUGGUCUCGCUUCAACCGGAUGCUGUGAUUUAGUUUGGAAGCAAAGUUAUGUUUCGUGUCCCAAGAAAUGAUGCAGUCUGUAUGUAGAAGCAAUCGUUAUCAAUCAAUGCCUGGAGUGUGUGUGCGCACCGGUACCGGUGCAAACCUAGAUCGAACCUCUCUUAGAACGCUCCUCGAUUGCUGCUGUUAUGGUUAGGCGUAGAUCCAUUAUCCGUUUUGAUUAUAUUUAUCAAACAUUAGCACAUCACGACACGUGUUAGUAAAAAGAGAGAAAAAAGUCACUACACUAGAGGCCCCAAAACGCCUUUGCUAAGCACAAGACACACCACACCGAAAGGAAGAUAUAUAGGCAUCUUGUCUCACAACACGGCAACCGGCCAGGAUAUUGAUGGAGCGAAACAAUCGGAUACAACGACUUUUGCGCAGUAACGAGCGCAUCACUCCUAGCGUGGUAUUAUCUUAAGUAACCGAACCUUUUGAAACAAAAUAUCCUCCUAUACCUUUUGGCUACGUGUUUCAUAAAUCUAGUCUUGCUUGUCAGUUUAAAACAAAAAAGAUUCAAAACUCUUAUUAACGCUUGUAAUGAGAUUGGAAACAUGCGUGACGUUAGGAACGAAACGAAUGAAUGGAUGGGUGCGAUCAACUAACUCCUGGAGCGAUCGGUGCUAUCGACGCUCAUUUCAAAAUGAUUGUUGCAUUUCUUUCAUCCUGCCUUAUCCUUUCAUGCUUACCAUUAGUAUCGCACAAUUGCGGUGCAAAUUGUAUAACCGUGUGACGAUUAUCAAAGAUUUUUUGUGUUGUAGCAAUAUGCAGAAUAUGGUUAUUUUCGCUGUUUUACCAUUAUUAGUCCAAUUAUUUUGCACGAGAUAAUAGUGACGAGAGUUUUCAUAUACAUUCUAUAGGGACGUAGAUAUAAUAACACCGGAGACGAGCGUGUAUUGUAGGCAUAGCGAACAAAGACAAAUCGUUUCGUUUCUGUUUAUUGUUUUGUGUAAUACAGCUGUAUGCAAUAAGGACGAGUGUGUAAUGAAAAGCGGUUGGCUAACCGAUGAUACAAGAUAAACCAUUACUUAUGAGAUUUUGCAAAUGUGGUUCUGGGCCGUUAUGCGGGUGCAAGUUGAUAAUAGGAUAUUAUGGUUUGAAUCGGAGGCCCGAUAAAACUCCGACCAGAUUAAACUAUAGUUGUAAUCAUCGAAGGCAAACAGCAAAACCUAUUUAGAACGAUCCACGAUAUAUUUAUUCUUCUACAAUUAUAAUAGCCACCCAUUGCAAUAAACCACUACGAUCGAUUCAUUCGAUUGAUCGCAUCUGAAAACGGUAGGUUAAUAAACGUUUACAUCAGAAAAAGGAACAAUGUGCACAUCGAUUCGUACAGUUUAUUGAUACUGCUUUGCAAACCUAUGCAAUCUAGCUUCCGUCAUCCAUCCCUCCAUACCUUGU
Anopheles moucheti is the source of this 5460-nucleotide messenger RNA. RefSeq names its product AP2-associated protein kinase 1. The transcript has 2 exons. Lineage: Eukaryota; Metazoa; Arthropoda; Insecta; Diptera; Culicidae. The record is from RefSeq and is a predicted model, not a curated record. Bases 780 to 3995 code for a protein of 1071 amino acids. Gene Ontology annotation, biological process: protein phosphorylation. Gene Ontology annotation, molecular function: ATP binding; protein kinase activity.